UGGAGGACUUGGGUCAGCUCUGCUAAGGGGGUGUCUGCCCAGCACUUCCUGGAUCCACAGCCCCCCGGGGUUGGGCAGGGGGUCUGGGCAGGGCUGCAGCAGCUACAGCCAAGGCUUGGGAAGGCCCUCGUGGGCUGGGAGGAGCUACCGAGGCCCCUGCCAGCCUGUCACAGGCUCUCAGUGCUGACAUUGGCUCUGGCUUUCACACACACACACACUCACACUCACACUCACACUCACACACUAGCAGGCACCCCCUUGGUGGCCUCCACGGUCUCACCUUCAGCCUCCGGAACAUAAAGACUUACAGGUCCUGCCUCCCAGGCUCAAAGCGGGCUCCGUGGGGGACACAGUGACAUGAGAGGCCCACCACAGACCCGCCUCCUGGCCUUCUCCUUCCUCUGCCUCCUCUCAAAGGUGUGUGCCCAGCUGUGCCCAACACCGUGUACCUGCCCCUGGCCGCCACCCCGAUGCCCACCGGGGGUGCCCCUGGUGCUGGACGGCUGCAACUGCUGCCGGGUAUGUGCACGGCGGCUCGGGGAGCCCUGCGACCACCUCCACGUCUGUGACUCCAGCCAGGGCCUGGUGUGCCAGCUCGGGGCGGGCCCUGGAGGCCAGGGGGCCGUGUGCCUCUGGGGAGAGGAUGACGGGGGCUGUGAGGUGAACGGCCGCCGGUUCCGGGAUGGGGAGACCUUCCAGCCGCACUGCAGGAUCCUCUGCCGCUGCGAGGACGGCGGCUUCACCUGCGUGCCCCUGUGCAGCGAGGAUGUCCGGCUGCCCAGCUGGGACUGCCCGCACCCCCGGAGGGUGGAGGUCCCGGGCCAGUGCUGCCCUGAGUGGGUGUGCGACCAGGCAGGGGCGCUGGGGGGCCAGCCCUUCCUAGCCCCAGGACUCCAGGCUUCUGGCCUUGUCGCUCCCCCGCCGCCGGGGGUCCCCUGCCCAGAGUGGAGCACAGCCUGGGGCCCCUGCUCCACCACCUGCGGGCUCGGCGUGACCACCCGGGUGUCCAACCAGAACCGCUUCUGUAGACUGGAGACCCAGCGCCGCCUUUGCCUGUCUGGGCCCUGCCCACCCGCCAGGGGCCACAGCCCCCUACUCAGUGCCUUUUAGAGCCGGGCAGUUUCGGCUACAGGCAACCAUCCAGCUCGGGUGCUCCAUCUGGGCCCUGGAGGACAAGAAUGGGCACAGCAGCCUGGGCCCUCUGGACCCCGAGAUAGAUCGGGGAUGCAUGCCGUAGUCCUGUUCCCUCUAACUCCCAGCCUGGGGGAGGGGGGAGUGGCUGACCAGUUUCUAGGGUCUUCUGGUCCAUUCCCAGCCUGCACACAGCCUUUAUCCAAGAUGCACGUGGGCUAGCUUGUCAGGAGACGGGGCGACCAUCUCUGCUUAACCAUUAGGCUCAGGCAGGUACUGGGCUGCACUGGCCAUUCUCCUGGGGUGCGGUGACGAGGGGCACAGAUCUCCUGAGUCUCCUGCAUCCUCUCCUGUGGGGAUGCAAACACCUCCCUGACCCUGGGCCUGUGCAGGAAGCUGGGUGCCGGGCGCUGUCAGAAAGCCUUCCGCAUCCCGGGCAGAAUUCAGGGGCCGAACGCUUUGUGAAAAUCGCAAGAUGAAAUCAUUUCUUAAAGAAGGUCAGAGAACAGGCCUUCAAGCGCUCCAUUACUCAGCUUGCAUCGGUGAGCAUCACCCCGCACUGAGCGCCUGCAGCGGCACUGAGCUAGGCACUUCGCAUAGAACCGCGCUUUGCAAUAUGUUGGACUCGAGCAAAGCAGGGGAGAGUGUCCUCCGGGGCCUGGGGAACAUGGUCUGAAAUAAACCA
Messenger RNA from Eptesicus fuscus (big brown bat), 1816 nucleotides. RefSeq names its product cellular communication network factor 5 (gene CCN5). Gene Ontology annotation, molecular function: heparin binding; integrin binding. Gene Ontology annotation, cellular component: extracellular region; extracellular matrix. The transcript has 5 exons. The record is from RefSeq and is a predicted model, not a curated record. Lineage: Eukaryota; Metazoa; Chordata; Mammalia; Chiroptera; Vespertilionidae. Bases 358 to 1110 code for a protein of 250 amino acids. Gene Ontology annotation, biological process: cell adhesion; signal transduction.